AUGUCUACUCAAUAUAAUGAUCCUCCUAUGUCCCCAUAUGGAUAUCAUGAUCCUAGCAAGGCACCGGCAUCAAACCAAGCCAGCCCUCCGAAUAUAACUCCACCUAAUUCAAAUAUAGCUUCCUUUCCGGCUCAAAACUAUCACCAAGCUGCUUAUCAACAGCCUACGUCUGUUGCCUAUUUUACGCCAAACCAACAGCAAACUUACAAACAGCAGUCUUAUCAACAGCAGCCUUACCAACCGAAUUCAUAUCAACCGCAGCCUUCUCAACAAAAUGACUCACAUUUACAUUCAGCUCCACAUGUUACUCCAUCGGGAUCUGAGAUGAAUUACCCACAACAGCAAACACAAAAGCUUGACCAGAGGCAGAUUCCAAAUCCUGUAUCUGUUCGUUCGCAAGACCAGGAAUUAUUCUAUUCAACUGGAUAUUUUACCUCUAGCACCCAACCAAUCCCACUUUCCUCCACAGACUGUGUCUAUAUUGACGAUUGCGGAAUUUCAACCCCAUCUUUUAUCAGACCAACAAUUAAAGAUAUACCUACAUCUGAGGAUAUAUUAAAAAGCUCUUCGCUCUCUAUUGGCCUUGUGAUUCAACCCUUUUCCCUAUUGAGCAAAAACGAAGCUGCGGUUCCAUUGAUAGAGUCUGGUCCCAAAGGCCCCAUAAGAUGUGAUGGCUGCAGGGCUUAUAUGAACCCAUUCAUGAAAUUUAUUGACCAUGGUCGCAAAUUCAAAUGCAAUCUUUGCCAGUUUGAUAGCAUUGUUCCGGAUGAGUAUUUCUGUAAUCUUGAUGCAACGGGGAAGCGCUGUGAUAUUUCCUCCAGGCCUGAGCUUCAUUUAGGCACCAUAGAUAUGACCGUCACUCAAGACUAUUGCAAUCGAACGCUAUCAAGACCCAAGAUACUAUUUCUCAUUGAUGUCAGUCUUUCAUCAAUUCAAUGUGGUCUCGCUCAGACUGCUAUAAAUUCUAUUUCCUAUUACAUCCAAUGCAUUUUGAGUAUGGAUGGCUCAUUUACCAGGAGUCCAAUUGGAAUCAUGGCUUAUGACAAGGACAUCCAUUUUUAUAUUUGCAAGGAUACUGAAUCUGGUGCAAAAUCUAUCGAGCUGAUCUCUCUAUCUGAUUUGGAAGACCCAUUUUUGCCUGUUAAUUCAGAAUCUAUUUUCUCUUUUGAUUCAAAUGACGACUUGAAACUGUAUCCGACCAAACGCUUAAUCCUAUAG
Molecule: messenger RNA, 1218 nt
Organism: Mitosporidium daphniae
Lineage: Eukaryota; Fungi; Microsporidia
Exons: 6
Coding region: 1-1218 (405 amino acids)
Biological process (GO): endoplasmic reticulum to Golgi vesicle-mediated transport; COPII-coated vesicle cargo loading; intracellular protein transport
Cellular component (GO): endoplasmic reticulum exit site; COPII vesicle coat
Molecular function (GO): zinc ion binding; SNARE binding
Source: RefSeq, a predicted model, not a curated record